Molecule: messenger RNA, 366 nt
Organism: Podarcis lilfordi (Lilford's wall lizard)
Lineage: Eukaryota; Metazoa; Chordata; Lepidosauria; Squamata; Lacertidae
Source: the annotation of a GenBank genome assembly
CGCGCGCAGGCUUCGGCAUGCCGGCAACUCUCCGCGAGCAGCGGCAGCGCUGCCGCUGCUCGCGGAGAGGUCCGCGGAGCCUGGGCGCGCUGAUCUCAGCGCGCGCAGGCUUCGGCAUGCCGGCAACUCUCCGCGAGCAGCGGCAGCGCUGCCGCUGCUCGCGGAGAGGUCCGCGAAGCCUGGGCGCGCUGAUCUCAGCGCGCCCAGGCUUCGGCAUGCCGGCAACUCUCCGCGAGCAGCGGCAGCGCUGCCGCUGCUCGCGGAGAGGUCCGCGAGGCCUGGGCGCGCUGAUCUCAGCGCGCCCAGGCUCCGGCAUGCCGGCAACUCUCCGCGAGCAGCGGCAGCGCUGCCGCUGCUCGCGGAGAG